This is a messenger RNA of Anopheles arabiensis, 3520 nucleotides long. Its product is annotated as alpha-N-acetylgalactosaminidase. Gene Ontology annotation, molecular function: alpha-galactosidase activity. The transcript has 7 exons. Gene Ontology annotation, cellular component: cytoplasm. Gene Ontology annotation, biological process: oligosaccharide metabolic process; glycoside catabolic process; glycosylceramide catabolic process. The coding region runs from base 1085 to 2419 and encodes 444 amino acids. The record is from RefSeq and is a predicted model, not a curated record. NCBI's taxonomy places the organism in Eukaryota, Metazoa, Arthropoda, Insecta, Diptera, Culicidae.
UUGGCUGCCGCACUGCACAAUCUAACUCUGGCUCUCGAUCGCAACGGUCGCGGUUUGAGAAGCGUUUAAUAUCCACUGCGAGUACGCGCGUGUUGGCCUGUUUGCCUGUGUUCUUAUUUCCAACCAACAACUCAGGUGUGUUUGAAAGUCUGCUCAAGAUAGGACACGUACCUCUUCUGCACUCGGAUCACACAAUUCACGGCUGGACGGUCUGGUGUAUGUUACGCGAUCGCGACGUGUUCGUUCGUUCGUUGUGUGUUGUUAGCGUGUUCUAGUUCUAGCAGCGGCUGUCUCUGGUGGUAGUUACGCAUUAGAAGAAAAGCUUGCUCCGCGCACCGUUUAACCUCUAUAAACAGCUCCGGACACACGAUCGAAUAAUUCGUGACCGCGAUUCACUGGUGCAAAUUGCUCUCUCACUGAUCACACACCAUCACAGCGUUCGACCCCCCAAAAGAAAGUGUGUAUUUCUAUCGCGCGCGUUUGCUUUCCGGGCUUGUGCUUGUGUAUUCGUUCUUAUCUACCCAGCAGAGAGCCACUCUUUCUGUGUGCGUGUGCGCGCCACUGCAUCACAUUACCCUUUUAUCUCGGCAAUUGUCCGGGCUUGACAUUUCGGUCGUGCAGCAAAGCAAGCUCAGCUGGAUAGGCGUUAUCAGUGUGAGGAAAGAGAAAGAAAUUGGCAAACCCCUCACAACGAUCGAGGGAAAACUGCGCGGAGGGCUAAUGGAUAAAAUAGCAACAUAAAAAUAAAAACCAACAGUGCCUUUAGGUUGGGUUGAUCCAAAACUUGUUUCGUUUCCGCCGGAGCGCGCAAGAAAACGGGAAGUUGGCCGUGUCGCGCGAAAUAAGUGUACCAGCCAGUGUGUCCCCCCUCUAUUGCUACUACCUCUACCCCUGAGGAUAAAACGUAAUCCACUGCCUGCUCCACAGCGUACAUUACAUCUCUAUCGUCAUCGUCAUCAUCAGCAGUAGGCUGCGCACUAACGUGUUCCGGGGUCUCUUCACCGGGAGCGACAUACAUUCAUCCGCGCAAAAGAACAGAUUCUCCGUCUGCAGUUCAAUCCUACAUUAAAACCCGUAGCACACGAUGCAAACACAGCGCAAAAGUAAAGGAGGGACAGCGAUGAAGCGCGCCACGAUGCUGCUCGCCACCGUGCUGUGCAUUGGCGUGCUGCCGGCUUGCAUCUUCAGUCUCGAAAACGGACUCGCCAGGACGCCACCGAUGGGAUGGCUGUCGUGGGAGCGCUUCCGCUGCAAUACGGACUGCGAGGGUGAUCCGGAAAAUUGUAUCAGUGAGCACCUAUUCCGUACGAUGGCCGACCUGGUCGUGAGCGAAGGAUAUGCCGCCGUCGGCUACGAGUACAUCAACGUGGACGACUGCUGGCUGGAGAAGUCGCGUGGACCGCGCGGUGAGCUGGUCGCCGACCGGCGUCGCUUCCCCAGUGGCAUGAAGGCGCUGGCCAAUUACGUCCACGCCAAGGGCCUUAAAUUCGGCAUCUACGAAGACUACGGCAACUACACGUGUGCCGGCUAUCCGGGCAUUCUGGGCUUCUCGGCGAACGAUGCCGCCCAGUUCGCUUCCUGGGACGUGGACUACGUCAAGCUGGAUGGGUGCUACUCGCUGCCGAUCGACAUGGACCAUGGGUAUCCGGAGUUUGGCCGCAAUCUGAAUGCCACCGGGCGCCCGAUGAUCUACUCCUGCAGCUGGCCAGUGUAUCAGAUCUACGCCGGCAUGAAUCCCAACUACUCGUCCAUCAUUCAGCACUGCAAUCUGUGGCGCAACUAUGACGACAUCCAGGACUCGUGGGCCUCGUUGGAGAGCAUCAUCGAUUACUACGGCAACAAUCAGGAUGCCAUCAUCCCGAACGCUGGUCCAGGGCAUUGGAACGAUCCGGACAUGUUGAUCAUCGGCAACUUCGGACUCAGCUACGAACAGUCCAAAACACAGAUGGCGCUUUGGGCGAUUAUGGCUGCACCGCUGAUGAUGUCCGUUGAUCUGCGCACGAUUCGGCCCGAGUUUAAGGCGAUUCUGCAGAACCGCAAAAUUAUUGCGGUCGAUCAAGAUCCGCUCGGCAUCCAGGGGCGAAGAAUCUAUAAGCACAAGGGCAUCGAGAUCUGGUCCCGGCCGAUCACACCGAUCUACCAAACGUACUACUCGUACGCGAUCGCCUUCGUCAACCGGCGAACGGACGGCACCCCGUCGGAUGUGGCCGUGACCCUGCGCGAGCUGGGCCUCAUUUCGCCCACGGGCUACAGGGUUGAGGACCUGUACGAGGAAGUCGACUACGGAGUGCUGAGCCCCCAGACCAAGAUUAAGGUGAAGGUGAACCCAUCGGGUGUGGUGAUACUGCGGGCCGACGUUCAGCCGGAGCGUUUCUCCAAGAGACCGUACAAUCCAAUCUUCUAUCGCUAUCCUAACUAAACCACUAAUGCCCGAAUGCUAACUCCAUCCCAUCAGCAAAAGGCCCCAUUUUUUAAUGCUGUUAGAGAGGGUAGAGCAGACCAGGCGUAGAUGUCGAAAUUUGAAUAACAUAAACCCCCCGCUCGUUAGCAAAAUACAAAUAUUUGUACACGCAGACACAUACACAUCCAUCAGGCGAUAUUUCAGAAACAAGUUGUAGCAGUAUGCAAAAGCAUGGUGCGAUUUGAUAGUGAUGUAAGCAAAACACACCACAGGAACACCCUUUUUGAGGGAUAGCUUAUCGGAAGAAGCAGCAGAAAGACAACAAUCAUGUGCCAGUUUUGAUGGGAAAAAGAAACAUAAUUAAAGCCACAUACACAGUGUACUUCUGUUCGCGCUGACAGACGAAGGAAUAGACAAAAUACUGCAAUAGACCGACGACCGAGAGAAGGGUUACACCCUUUUUGCUUCAGGAGUAACCACCAACACACGGGGCGUUUAUUAGCGUAGAAUCCGAUUGUGAACUAGCUAUAGAAGAAGACGCAUAAGAGCAACCAACACGAUUCUUCUGCAGCCAACAAAACCAAAUGGUGCUUUUCAUACGAACGUGUGCUUCCGUGUACGUAGAGCGAGUAUGCUUCCCCCCUGCACCGGGUGUGCACACUUUGGGUGUAUAGUGGAAGCGCCACAGUGAUAUGAUAACGUUACACGUUACGGUUUUUUUUAUAAAACACAAGAAUUUUUCCUUCCCGCGCCCUGUCGGGAAAGUAAAACACACCCACACCACCACCACAGCACGGUUGGCUAGUGCUAGCCAAACCGGAGUCUUCCUUGCCGAAUCCCUGCCCUGUGUCCACUGUGCAGGGCGAGGGAUUUUCCAUCAGAAUCCGUGGUGUAUAAUCUUGGUACGCACAUAAGAUUAGGUUUGUACAUUGUAUAAUUUAUGAUACGGGACAGUCUGCCUCCCCCGGGAGGGUAACCGAGAGGGACGAGUGAAGUAGGUGAUGAUGUCCUUGUGUGUGUUUUUUUUUAUUUCUUUAAUAGUUUCCAAAACCAAUUAUUGAAUAAAUCAAUUUGAGAUAAUGAAUAAAUAAAUAAAACAGAUACGAAACAACAACCACA